AUGACCCAGGCAGUGAAGCGGGCCUGCGACGCCUGCCACCGCCGUAAGGUAAAGUGCGAUGGCAUCAACCCUUGCAGAAACUGCUCGUCGGCACAACUGUCUUGCACCUACAAUGCCAUCCCUCAAAAGAAGGGGCCAAAGGGCUCGCGGGCAAAGGUCAUCAGCGAAUUGAGGGAAACGCAACGCCAGACGAGCCUCUCCGCCAAGGUGCAGAAUCGAAUGAGCGGCAUCCCGUGCCCUCCCACGAAUCCGUCCAUGGGCCCGACUCCGGGCCUCUUGACGGGAGAGCUCGUCAAGGAAUGCGCUCACUUCUUCUUCGACAACAUGUAUCCGCAGGCGCCCAUCCUCGACCGCCGCCAGAUUGAGCAACAAAUCCUGUACAUGGAGCAGAACCGCGACGCCUACUGCCUCAUGACUUCGCUGUGCGCCUUCAUCAUGCUACAGCCUGGCAUGUCAAUGCCGCCCGGCGAUCCGUACAACCUCGACAUGGUCCCUGGUGCCAACAUCAUCUCCAGCCAGCUCCUUCUCGAAGAGGUCCUGCGCGUCCGCAAGGGCUACGAAUACCUCGAUUCCAUCACACUCAACGCUCUCGCCACCAACUUUUUCAUCUUCGGCUGCUAUUACGGCCAGGAGCUUCACGACCGAGCCUGGUACUACCUGCGGGAGGCCACGACCAUGAUUCACAUGAUUGGCAUGAACAAGGAGGAGUACUACAUGCAGUUUGACGCCGCCGAGGCUGCUCGCCGACGCCGCCUCUACUGGCUCUUCUUUGUCAUCGAGCGCGCCUACGCCAUUCAGCGACAACGCCCCAUUUCGCUGCAAGCUUCCAUCAAUCUGCCAACGUUGGGUGAUGACCCUAGCGACCCGCAGGCGCACCAGCUCAACAGCUUUAUUCUCCUUGUGAACUUGUACAGACCAUUUGACGACUCAUUCAUCGGCGUGUGGAACAAGACCAAGGGUCACUUGUCUGCUCAGUAUCUGAGGGGCCUUCAGAAACAGUUGAACGACCUGGUGCAAUCGUACAUUUGCCAGGACCCAAGUUUCAACGAUGUCCAGACCAACCAGCAGUGGUUGAAGAACACCGUAUGGCAACUCAGCAGCGGGGUCGUCAACGGCGGCGGUGACGACUCCAUGUCGUUCCAGUAUCCUAUGCACAUGUCCAGGGAACUCCUGGUGAGCAUGGCGUCGCAGUUCCCCGUGCAGAUCGAUCUCCUCGGACCCGGCUUGAUCGAGAAACUGGUUGAGAUGACUUCAGCCAUGACGGAGUAUCUUUCUAUGCAAGCGCCCUCGCGAGACCCCUUUUCUGUUGGGCCCCGAGAGCAUCUGAACCAGAUCAUCUCCAUGAUCGCCAUGUCCCGCAACGGCGACCAUCGCUUCCUCCCUCUGCUGAUGAACAAGAUGAGCGAGGUUCUCCCCCGAAUUACCAACCCAAUGCUGCAAAAUGCUCCCGAGAACUCGAAUCUCGCCAACAUUGACAUCUUUGACGGUUUCGGCAACGCUGGCAUGGCCCAGCCGCCGAGCCAGAUGCACAUGUCGAUGGGCGGUGCCGACUUUGACCGCAAGUUCUCGGUCGAAGAGUAUGAGAAGAUGAACGGCAACACGCCGGAAUCGGCAUCCAAUUCCAACGCCUCAAGUGGCUCGCCACCCAUGGCGCAACAGGGAUCAUCGGACAUGAACGGGUCCUUUGUCAGCUCACCCGGCAUCAUGUCGCCCAGCAUGGAGUAUCCACAUAACAUGAACGGCUUUGCUUGCACGCCCAUGUCAGAGAUGGUCAUGAGCCCGCUGGGCAAUCCGUCGCAGUCCGCUUCGUUGAAUGCGCCACAGGGACAGCACCACCAACACUUGAAUCAUGGCCACGAAUCCAUGUCACACGUCAACAGGAUGACGCAGGGCAUACGGAAUCAAAGCACCAGCUCGCCGUCGAUGUCACAGUCGCACUCGAUCAAUUUUCGCCUGCGGCAAAACAGCUUCCACGUCCAGCCACAACUACAAGCCGUCGGCGAGUACCAUAAUCUGCAAAGAACAGAUUCGGACGCCAGCGGCACGUUGAUGACGAUGGGCUCGAUGAACGGCGAGCUCGGCUUCGGGCCCAUGAGGUAG
This is a messenger RNA of Purpureocillium lilacinum, 2100 nucleotides long. RefSeq lists its product as uncharacterized. Gene Ontology annotation, biological process: DNA-templated transcription; regulation of DNA-templated transcription. Gene Ontology annotation, molecular function: zinc ion binding; DNA binding; DNA-binding transcription factor activity, RNA polymerase II-specific. The record is from RefSeq and is a predicted model, not a curated record. Lineage: Eukaryota; Fungi; Ascomycota; Sordariomycetes; Hypocreales; Ophiocordycipitaceae.